Messenger RNA from Alternaria arborescens, 2043 nucleotides. RefSeq lists its product as hypothetical. Lineage: Eukaryota; Fungi; Ascomycota; Dothideomycetes; Pleosporales; Pleosporaceae. The record is from RefSeq and is a predicted model, not a curated record. The transcript has a single exon. Bases 1 to 2043 code for a protein of 680 amino acids.
AUGGACCGUAACCGCACAGUCAGUGGUGGGCAUUCCGAUAAUGCGCCAUUGAUGAGCUCAGCCGAACCGCCAGGUUACGACGGUGGAGAUCUUGCGAUGCGACACGAUGAAUCGUACGCACCCGACGAUACGUCGUACUCACCACCGAUGGUCUUGUCGCCCGAAGUCAUAGACUCCAAAGGCGGUGCCUACACCACCCUGAAUACACCCCGUACCCCCAGCUCUACGUUCAGUGUAGAAAACGGAGCCUACCACCACAAACAUCACAAUCGAGUUAAGCGUUUCGAUCACCGCGAAGCCCGCAAGACGCUCCUGAAAACUGGAGCGAUGAAGCUCCUCGUGACACUGUUCUUCAGUGCAGCGAUGUGUGUCACACUCAAAUCAUGGGAAGGAUGGCGCGGCAGUAUCGUCCUUUCCAAUCUCGAUGUUCGAAUCUUCAACUCGCUCACCAUUGGGCUCUCGCUGUGUCUGGGUUUGAACAUCCUGGCCUCGUUGAAGCACUACGCCUCCGUCUUUCGAUGGUCCUUCCUCACUAGACGAUAUGUCAGUCUGGAGGUAUUCGAUCUCAUACUACACCUAAGCUCGCUUGCCAAAGUCACAAAGUUGAUGAUCCUCAGCUCACCUGGAUUUCGUGGCAAGACUUGGCUACGGAAGUUUGGCUGGUUCAAGGAUGUCAGAGAUGAUGGGACCAAGUGGAUGUGGCUUGCGUGCCUAGCUUGGCUGUCUCUUAACAUUGGCUCUCAGAUCUUGGUUGCAUUACUGAGUCUGUUCUGGCCAAUGGAGAAUUCAGAAAUUCCCCUCUUUUCCUAUGGAACUGUAAUCGUUGCCGAUAUGAACGGGUGGUCUGUGAACGACACCUCACCCAUGCUUAUUUAUGACAAGCCCCGAUUCACUGAGAACUCGCUUGAGACGGCUUGGAUGUUCGGUACGCAGGCCAUGGACUACCCCGAAUUUCCUUUCACGACUAUCGAGAAGAUGGACACUGAUCCAUCCGGCUUACAAGGCGCACCCAUCUACAAAGGUGACGACGCCUGGCAUUAUCGCUUCUUCAACCGCGAUCCAAAGCAUCCGUGGAUCAACUAUGUAGCUAGCUCCCGCACUAUGAGUGUCCAGGCAACGUGCGAGAAGCUUGAGCUACAAAACAGCACUCUGCAGGAUGAUGAACGUGGUACAUAUCUCAUGGGAAGGAAGCCGGGCACGGAAGAAUAUACCCAGCACGAUGUCACCGAAACAGCUUGGGGAUCUGUCACUUGGAUGGCAUCCGUGUAUGAGAGCUGUGGUCCGAGGUGUACGAACUUCACUAUCGUCCGACUGCCAGACAAUAUACGCGUAAAUGAUACGUCCCUAUUCCUCUGCAACAAUACCGUCGGAGAAGUGAUAGAUGGCAAGCUCAAGAAAAACGAUAUCACAAUAAACGGUCACAACGCUUCGGAUGCAGUGUACGGUAGCGACGACUUCGCUCGUAUAGCCGCCGGGUCAAUAAGCUGGACGGGCUUUCCCUGGAAUAGCUGGGAUGACAAACAGACGCGAUCCUACAGCCAGGGCUCCAAGUGGUCUCCGGCGCACGAGCUCAAGAAAGAAGAGCUUGAAGACUUGCUAAUGCGCUUCACGAUCGGUGCUGUAGCCGCGUUCGACGACCACGGCAUCCGCUACAACGUCACCGAGCAAACUGUCGUUCCCUCACAGGGUCAACAACUCAACGUGGACUGGUCCUAUAUCUUCAGUAUUUUGGGCGGAAUAUGCUUCAUUCAAUUCCUGGCAUUGUGUUUGAUGGGCAUCUUUGCCAAUCGUACGAUUGUGCGGGAUGAGAGUUACUUCAGUAUGGCUAUGUUGUUGAACCCGGUUGUAAGUCGCAUCAAGAGUGAGUCGGCUAUGACCAUGAGUGGGGAUGAGAUAAAAGAGACCAGGGUACUUCAGUUCAAGAAGAUCAAGUACGACUAUCAUGAGGGAGGGAAAGGGGAGCCGAAUCGCGUCGCUAUCUUCUUUGAGGGUGAGGACCGUCGAGAGAGUAGGAAGAGUUGGGCGGCAGGGAGCUAUGCGUAA